Messenger RNA from Exophiala xenobiotica, 1984 nucleotides. RefSeq lists its product as hypothetical. Gene Ontology annotation, cellular component: P-body; CCR4-NOT core complex. The record is from RefSeq and is a predicted model, not a curated record. The transcript is spliced from 5 exons. NCBI's taxonomy places the organism in Eukaryota, Fungi, Ascomycota, Eurotiomycetes, Chaetothyriales, Herpotrichiellaceae. Gene Ontology annotation, biological process: regulation of DNA-templated transcription; nuclear-transcribed mRNA poly(A) tail shortening. Bases 403 to 1809 code for a protein of 468 amino acids.
CAGCCGCAGUGAAUCAAAGGCAGACUAAGAGACCAUCGUCGUUGUUUACCACCACUCUCUACGGAUAACAGACAAUAGUAGCUUUGCCAGAACAAUCGUGUUCUUAGGCAAGCAAUUGCUAGGAGAAUUGGAUGCUGGAAAUGAAUCGACAAGGUAGGUUUGUUCUCUCUCAGGCCUGAUCGACACCAUUCCAAGCACACAGCACCAUUUGCGAAAGGACAACUGCAAUGCGCAAGGCAUGGGCACCGAUCUAUUACAAUUCCACGAAUGCAACAUAGCGGUCUGCUCUUAACGGAAGAUUAAUCUACCGCGACUCGCACCUUGAGUGAGCGAUAGCGUCGUUCCUGAGCGCAACCCGGACAGACACAACGUCAAGCACGACCGCCGUCAGCUGUAAAUAACAUGAACCAACAAAAUCGAGGAGCGGGCAAUCCUAGAAUGGUUGCAAGCAAGCCUGGUACUUGGGCCCAAGGUGGUCUUGCAAGUGCAGCGAGUGCUUCACAAUCUAGCCGAGAGCCUGUAGCUCCAGACAACUGGGCCCAAGCCAUGGCCUCAAGAUCGAGCGCUCCUCUAGACCUUUCAGCCUCCUCAUUCCCCAGUCUCAACAACAGCGGCCUACAAUCUCAGAGUCACAAUGUCGGCUCCAGUGCUUGGCAGACUGGCCCUCCCCAGAACGAACAAGCUCUGAGACAGCAACUGCAAUCAUCUCGAACUCAAAUAUCGUCUCGACAACAACAGCAACAACCAAGUGGUGGUCGAGAGGGCUUCUAUCCCACAGACACCUACUCGAGGAACGCUCCAAUGGAAUACUCUUCCGAGCAGUCUUCACAACCCCCCAGACGAACAGGCCAACUACCCAAUGGGCCUCCUGGGCUUGUCCAGAGACCAAAUCAGCAGAAUGAUGUUGCCUCUGGUGACCCCAGUAGAGUAACGUCUCCUUCAAGCCAGGCACAAAUAUCUCGCUCACCAAUGUCACAAAGUAUGAAUGCCCCAAUCGGACAAGAUAGAUUUUUAGGGCAGGACGGGCGGUCACAGGCUAAGGACAUUUCGCAAGACUCUCCCUCGCAAGCUGUAGGACUACAGGCGGGAAGUAUGUUUGGCGACCGAGAACCAGGUGCAAGACCGGAGCAGUCAAUUGAAAUGAUAUUUGCUGGCAUGAGCGACAGAGAAAAGUUCGGCAUGAAAGGGUACAUCGCGGAGCAAGAUAACGCAACACCAGCGGGUCGAAGCCUGAUGAGAGGGGUGGAUUUAUCGACUCUUGGAAUCAACAUGAGCUCUCAAGAACCACUACUGCCUUCAUAUCCUGGUCCCUGGGCUGACCAUAAUGCUCAACCACUGCGACCACUGGAUUCGGAAUACAGCGUACCGGACUGCUACACGGUCAAGAAAAUCGCACCUCUGUCGAGUCGGAUUAACGGAUUCAUGGACGAGACGCUUUUCUUUGUCUUCUACACCAUGCCCCGAGAUUACACGCAAAUGCUGGUAGCUCAAGAGUUGGUGGCUCGGAAAUGGCGCUAUCACAUGAGAGAGAAACAGUGGCUCACCCGAGAUGAAGCAUCUCCCAGCCCUGUUUUGCUUGAGGACAAAGUCAGCGAACAAGGCUACUACAUCUGGUGGGACACAAAACUAUGGAAAAAGGUCCGCCGAAUCUACACCCUGAGGUACGAGGAUUUGGAAGAACAACCGAGUAUGGGCAAUCGAACAAUGCAUGCAGGCGCCAUGGGAGCUAUGGCAGGAGGUAUGGGCGUUGGCAAUUUCAAUGCCGUUCCCAGUCUCGAGAGGAUGGCUGCUAGUGGAAGAGGAUUCUGAAUGAGUCGGCAAUCUCCAUGGGGCGAGAUUGACUGUGAUCCAAGGCCAGACCAUGGCUCGUUUCCAGCAACUUCGCAUUCAUGCAGUAUCUCGGACUGAUUAGCAGACAGCUUGAAGCUGUCGAAAAUGCAAUCAAAUGUGGUCCAGCUAGUCGACUCCCAGUGGUAAACUUGUG